Molecule: messenger RNA, 1919 nt
Organism: Coccinella septempunctata (seven-spotted ladybird)
Lineage: Eukaryota; Metazoa; Arthropoda; Insecta; Coleoptera; Coccinellidae
Product: dynein regulatory complex subunit 2-like
Exons: 6
Coding region: 1-1875 (624 amino acids)
Biological process (GO): cilium-dependent cell motility; axonemal dynein complex assembly; regulation of cilium movement
Cellular component (GO): axoneme; axonemal dynein complex
Source: RefSeq, a predicted model, not a curated record
AUGGGUAAAAAAAAGAAAUCUAAGAAAAGCAAAUUGCUCAAGAUGUCUGAUGAGGAAAGGGCUAGAUAUUUCCAGCAUAAGGCUGAGCAGGAAGAAGAGGCCAAGAGGAGGAGAGAACAACUUGUUAAAGCCUGGAUGAUUAAAAAGAUGAAGAAAGAACAGGCCUUCAGCAGGCUCAAUCUAGCCAAAAUAAACACCUAUUGGAUCCAGUUUUUCCGAAAGAUAAAAGUGAAGGAAAUGAGGGAUGAAAUAAAAUAUCUCCAAGAAUGGUUGGACUACAUUCUUACGUUAAAAAAUAGGAUAAUCAAUAAUCUGUUGAUUGAAUUGCAAGAGGCCGAAUCACAGUAUUCAUACAACUUCAAAGCUCAUUGUGUACACAUCGACAAAUUCAUAGAUUUUCACAAGAACUGGGUCUCUGAAUUACAGAAUUUGUUCGACGAAGAUAGGUAUGAAAUGACUGAGUUGUACUUAUCAAAUAUGGAGGAAUACAAGAGACGUUCUCAUGAGAAUGAAGACUAUUUGAAAACAAUAAUUUUUGCUCAGGGCAAAAAUGCUGAAGUUGCUAUUCGCGAGGAUUACGAAUAUUUCAUGAAGAGGAAUUAUGAAAUUAUAAAAAAUGUGAGUAUCCAAAACGAGGAAUCUAUUCGUCACAUGAUCACAAUUCGGGACGCCGCGUGCGCUUCCCUAUGGAGGCGGAUGGCUCAAUCUGUCCGUCAGUACGUAAGACGCACCGAUGCCAGGCGCCACCAUAUGGCUGAGCUGCGCAAAUUGGACGCAGAAAGCGCCACUGAGAUCUCCGACAACCAGGAGCGCAUAACGAAGCUGGAGAAUUCCAUAGAGCAACUCAAGAAACACUUCAAUAAUUCUUCAGAAGACUCAAAACUACAACUUCAACAAAUGAAAAACGAAGAAAAAAGGAAAAAUAUGGAAGUGGUAAGAAAGAGGAAAGACCUGAAAAAAAGCAACGAAAACGACAAUAGGAAAAUAACAAUUUUAACUACCACAUCCAACAACUCUAUAGAGCACCUGAACAGAAUUCUGAGAACUGUUGAACAUUGUUUGUUCUUAUACAAAGCAUGCCGAAAAUAUGAAACGUCAAAUGAAAAUUUGAACAAAUGGCUGAACAAGAAAAUCGGUUUGAAAUAUCCCUAUUUCGGUUUACCGCAAGUUCAAGAAGCUAAAAUGGACGCUUGGGAGGAGCAGGAUGAUGACUUAACGGACGAUUUCGUUAUAGAAGGAACCAAAUUGUUUUCAAGGAUCAAUCUUGGACAGUUACAUUUUCAAGGUCCUAAGAUUCUGAUAGAUACCAAGAAAAUCAUAAGUAGAAUUUUUCCUGCUAAGAAAGCUACUUCCAAAAGGUCAUCAGCACCCUCCAAACUUCUACGACGUUCUGGAAAAAUUCGACCAGAAACUUCAGUUUCCUAUGGUUCCAAGGUAUCUUCAACAAGUCAAGAUUUGUUCAGUGAUAAACCACAGGUUAGCAACCUAAGUAAGGUGUUGAUACAAGCUAAGCCAUCUGUGAGCUCUUCAGCAAGCCUCUUGUCAACUCCGUCUAAAAUAACUGAAGAGGAUGAAGAAGACGAACAGAAAGAUUUGGAUUUCAUUCCAGAGCUUGAUGUUGGAAUAGGACAUUUGGAAAAGUUGAAUUAUUUGUGGGAUAUGAAGAGUAAGGUCAUAGUAGAUAUAAAAGAGCUUAAAGGGGAAAAGAAUCAAUUGAGGUAUGAGAAUGAGCAGUUGAAACAUAUGCUGAGACUGGUUUUAGAGGCUGCUGCUUUAAGGAGAGGUGAUAUGGGGAAUGACACUGAUUCAUGUGUAACCUCAUCAGGUCGUGGUAGUUUUUCUGCCACUUUGAGGACUGCUUAUGAUCAAUUCUGAAUUAAAUAUACAUAUACUACACAGGGUGUUUUCAAAGGUGAGGC